This is a messenger RNA of Rhinopithecus roxellana (golden snub-nosed monkey), 2978 nucleotides long. RefSeq names its product lon peptidase 2, peroxisomal (gene LONP2). Bases 222 to 2780 code for a protein of 852 amino acids. The transcript has 15 exons. Lineage: Eukaryota; Metazoa; Chordata; Mammalia; Primates; Cercopithecidae. Gene Ontology annotation, molecular function: ATP-dependent peptidase activity; ATP hydrolysis activity; serine-type endopeptidase activity. Gene Ontology annotation, biological process: protein catabolic process; protein processing; protein targeting to peroxisome. The record is from RefSeq and is a predicted model, not a curated record. Gene Ontology annotation, cellular component: peroxisomal matrix.
GAGUGCACCUCUUUCGUAGAGGUACCACGCGCAAGUCUUAUCGGGAGGCUCUGCGAGAGAGCAGCGCGAAGCGAUGGCUUCUGGGCCCGGGGGCGGACCGUAUCGCGUAGCCGGAAGCGGGGGCGAGGAGGCGGGUCUGAGGUUUGGUUGCUGCGGCGCAGGCAGCGGGCAGCUGUCUGUCUUGCUCAUUUUGACAGCCCCCAGUGCGAACGGCUGCCACCAUGUCAUCAGUGAGCCCCAUCCAGAUCCCCAGCCGCCUCCCGUUGCUGCUCACCCACGAGGGCGUCUUGCUGCCCGGCUCCACCAUGCGCACCAGCGUGGACUCGGCCCGCAACCUGCAGCUGGUGCGGAACCGCCUGCUAAAGGGCACGUCGCUGCAGAGCACCAUCCUGGGCGUCAUCCCCAACACACCUGACCCCGCCAGCGACGCGCAGGACCUGCCGCCGCUGCACAGGAUUGGCACAGCUGCACUGGCCGUUCAGGUUGUGGGUAGUAACUGGCCCAAGCCCCACUAUACUCUGUUGAUUACAGGCCUGUGCCGUUUCCAGAUUGUACAGGUCUUAAAAGAGAAGCCAUAUCCCAUUGCUGAAGUAGAGCAAUUGGACCGACUUGAGGAGUUUCCCAGCACCUGUAAAAUGAGGGAGGAGCUAGGAGAACUAUCGGAGCAGUUUUACAAAUAUGCAGUACAAUUGGUUGAAAUGUUGGAUAUGUCUGUCCCUGCAGUUGCUAAAUUGAGACGUCUUUUAGAUAGUCUUCCAAGGGAAGCUUUACCAGACAUCUUGACAUCAAUUAUCCGAACAAGCAACAAAGAGAAGCUCCAGAUUUUAGAUGCUGUGAGCCUAGAGGAGCGGUUCAAGAUGACUAUACCACUGCUUGUCAGACAAAUUGAAGGCCUGAAAUUGCUUCAAAAAACCAGAAAACCCAAGCAAGAUGAUGAUAAGAGGGUUAUAGCAAUACGCCCUAUUAGGAGAAUUACACAUAUCUCAGGUACUUUAGAAGAUGAAGAUGAAGAUGAAGAUAAUGAUGACAUUGUCAUGCUGGAGAAAAAAAUACAAACGUCUAGUAUGCCAGAGCAGGCCCAUAAAGUCUGUGUCAAAGAGAUAAAGAGACUCAAAAAAAUGCCUCAGUCAAUGCCAGAAUAUGCUCUGACUAGAAAUUAUUUGGAACUUAUGGUAGAACUUCCUUGGAACAAAAGCACAACUGACCGCCUGGACAUUAGGGCAGCCCGGAUUCUUCUGGAUAAUGACCAUUAUGCCAUGGAAAAAUUGAAGAAAAGAGUGCUGGAAUACUUGGCUGUCAGACAGCUGAAAAAUAACCUGAAGGGCCCAAUCCUGUGCUUUGUUGGCCCUCCUGGGGUUGGUAAAACAAGUGUGGGAAGAUCAGUGGCCAAGACUCUAGGUCGAGAGUUCCAUAGGAUUGCACUUGGAGGAGUAUGUGAUCAGUCUGACAUUCGAGGACACAGGCGCACCUAUGUUGGCAGCAUGCCUGGGCGCAUCAUCAACGGCUUGAAGACUGUGGGAGUGAACAACCCAGUGUUCCUAUUAGAUGAGGUUGACAAACUGGGAAAAAGUCUACAGGGUGAUCCCGCAGCAGCUCUGCUCGAGGUGUUGGAUCCUGAACAAAACCAUAACUUCACAGAUCAUUAUCUAAAUGUGGCCUUUGACCUUUCUCAAGUUCUUUUUAUAGCUACCGCCAACACCACUGCCACCAUUCCAGCUGCCUUGUUGGACAGAAUGGAGAUCAUUCAGGUUCCAGGGUAUACACAGGAGGAGAAGAUAGAGAUUGCCCAUAGGCACUUGAUCCCCAAGCAGCUGGAACAACAUGGGCUGACUCCUCAGCAGAUUCAGAUCCCCCAGGUCACCACUCUUGAUAUCAUCACCAGGUAUACCAGAGAGGCAGGGGUUCGUUCUCUGGAUAGAAAACUUGGGGCCAUUUGCCGAGCUGUGGCCGUGAAGGUGGCAGAAGGACAGCAUAAGGACGCCAAGUUGGAUCGUUCUGAUGUGACUGAGAGAGAAGGUUGCAGAGAACACAUCUUAGAAGAUGAAAAACCUGAAUCUAUCAGUGACACUACUGACUUGGCUCUACCACCUGAAAUGCCGAUUUUGAUUGAUUUCCAUGCUCUGAAAGACAUCCUUGGGCCCCCGAUGUAUGAAAUGGAGGUAUCUCAGCGUUUGAGUCAGCCAGGAGUAGCAAUAGGUUUGGCUUGGACUCCCUUAGGUGGAGAAAUCAUGUUCGUGGAGGCGAGUCGAAUGGAUGGCGAGGGCCAGUUAACUCUGACCGGCCAGCUCGGGGACGUGAUGAAGGAGUCCGCCCACCUCGCUAUCAGCUGGCUGCGCAGCAACGCAAAGAAGUACCAGCUGACUAACGCUUUUGGAAGUUUUGAUCUUCUUGACAACACAGACAUCCAUCUGCACUUCCCAGCUGGAGCUGUCACAAAAGAUGGACCAUCUGCUGGAGUUACCAUAGUAACCUGUCUCGCCUCACUUUUUAGUGGGCGGCUGGUACGUUCAGAUGUAGCCAUGACUGGAGAAAUUACACUGAGAGGUCUUGUUCUUCCAGUGGGUGGAAUUAAAGACAAAGUGCUGGCGGCACACAGAGCGGGACUGAAGCAAGUCAUUAUUCCUCGGAGAAAUGAAAAAGACCUUGAGGGAAUCCCAGGCAAUGUACGACAGGAUUUAAGUUUUGUCACAGCAAGCUGCCUGGAUGAGGUUCUUAAUGCAGCUUUUGAUGGUGGCUUUACUGUCAAGACCAGACCUGGUCUGUUAAAUAGCAAACUGUAGGCCCAAAUCUCAACUUUUUAGAAUUUUAAGUUAUGAAGUGCUCAAAGGUACUGACACGAUUGAUUUUAUUCACACCAUUAGGAGUAUGCAAGAUGUCCCUGUUUCGUAGCCAUAAUCACAACAGUAAUAAACCAAGUAGUGGCUAGUGUUUAGUAUAGAAACAUAAGAUGUUGAUUUAGUAAACUGAUAAAAAUCGAA